Molecule: messenger RNA, 1575 nt
Organism: Xyrichtys novacula (pearly razorfish)
Lineage: Eukaryota; Metazoa; Chordata; Actinopteri; Labriformes; Labridae
Source: the annotation of a GenBank genome assembly
AUGAAACGGAAUCACGACUUCAGCUCCUCGGAUAGCGAGCUGGAUGAGACCAUAGAGGUGGAGAAGGAAAGCGCGGAUGAGAAUGGGUAAGUUCUUUUAACCUGGAGUGAAUGCUGGGCUAAGUUCCUAGAAGCUGUUAUAUCAAAUGCACACACAGUCAGAGUCCUUUUUGAUGAAGUCGCCAUCUCUUUGAAGGGACAUCAGCUCUCCUAUGGGGUCCAUGUCUCCCACUACAUCCACCCAGGUGCAGGCGAGGAAAAGACGUCGAGGGGUGAGUACAUAAACAUCUCCAGGAAGACAAAAACAUGUUUGACCAUGUGUAUAUUGUAAAGAUUUCCUUAAACUAACCAAAUAUUGUGUUUUUUCCUCCUUAGAUAAUUGAGAAACGUCGUCGUGACAGAAUAAACAACAGUCUCAGUGAGCUCCGCAGGCUGGUUCCCAGUGCCUUUGAAAAGCAGGUGAGCAACAGGCAACAUCACAACUUUAUUCUGACUUUCACACUCUUUCUCAAGUCCAGAAACUGUGUGAUCUCUCUCCUGAUAGUUUAUAUCUACUAAUCGUGUCUUUUCUGUCUGCAGGGCUCAGCCAAAUUGGAGAAAGCAGAGAUUUUACAGAUGACUGUUGACCAUCUGAAGAUGCUUCAUGCUGCUGGAGGCAAAGGUACGCCUGGGAUCUAUUCAACCUUUUUGGAGUUAUCGUCUUUUGAAGAGGAGAAAAUCUGGAUACUAGAUAACUUUUUGUUGUCACUCAUAGUAAAGUAAAGUAAAAGUAAACCAGUUGAAGAUGAUUUAAUCAGGUUUUAUUAUUAUAGUUGUUAUUGUGAAGGUUUUUUUCUCUGUUACUCAUUGGCUAACUUAUUUUGCGAUGUUCUGGGCAGUUUCCAAUCUUUGGUCUUCUUGUCCCCCGUCAGGUUAUUUCGACGCCCACGCUCUGGCGAUGGACUACCGUGGUCUGGGUUUCAGGGAGUGUCUGGCUGAGACGGCCCGCUACCUGAGCAUUAUCGAGGGCCUGGACAGCACUGACCCUCUGCGUCUCCGUCUGGUCUCCCACCUCAACAACUACGCCAGUCAGAGAGAGGCUCACUCCGGACUGAGCCACCUAGCAUGGGGGUCUGCAUUUGGGUCCCCUCCUGCUCACCUCGCCCACCCCCUCCUCCUCCAGCACCAACAAGCGGCACCUUUGGCACCCUUACCCCGCAGCACCACCAGCAGCCCACAAACUCCUCUGUCAACUGCAUCCACUUCAUCCACCUCCUCCUCUUCCUCCUCCUCGUCCUCGUCAGUCGCAGAAACUCACACCCUGAGCAGGCGCAGCGGCAGCGCCACCCCGCACUCAGAUCAAGUCCCCAUCCGGGUGCCCCCCACCAGUGCCGCUUCUGCCUCCGUCCCGCACCCUGCCCUGGUCCCCUCAUCCUCCAAACUCUCCCCUCCUCUGCUGUCCUCCCUCUCAGCGUUUCCAUUCCCCUUCAGUGCCUUCCCCCUCAUCUCCCCCACUUCCACCAUCAGCCCUCCAGCCCCGACAUCCAGUGUGGGGAAGCCCUACAGACCCUGGGGGAUGGAGAUAGGAGCGUUCUGA